Molecule: messenger RNA, 825 nt
Organism: Onthophagus taurus
Lineage: Eukaryota; Metazoa; Arthropoda; Insecta; Coleoptera; Scarabaeidae
Product: protein takeout-like
Biological process (GO): multicellular organismal reproductive process
Source: RefSeq, a predicted model, not a curated record
ACAUUUGAUAUCAAAACGUUGAAAACAUGAAAAUUUCUCUUUUAAUAUCCAUUUUACUUUGUUUAGUUUUGACUCAAGCAGAUCCCCUUCCUAAUUACAUAAAACCUUGCAAAAUAACCGAUGAACAGUGCAUCAUUGAAAAUGGAAAUUUAGCAUGGCAAAAACUUAUUUUUGGCGAUAAAGACUUCCAAAUUCCAGUUUUAACCCCAGUUUUUGAAUUAAACGAAGUCAAAGUUGAUUUAAAUCCGAAUUUCUUUUUACAUCAUACGAAUAUAAAAAUGAAUAGCGCAAAAUCUUACACAAUAAGAGGCGCUAAGUACAAAUCAGAUGAAAAUAAGUUAGCGUUUACACUUUUUAAUCCAUUAAACGACGUCGAUUCUUUAUACGAAAUAAAAUUGAUCGACUUUCUUGGCAAAGAUAUUAAUGGAAAAGGAACUUUUAAGUUAGAUAUUAUUAAUGCUAAUUAUACUUUCGAUGUAUAUUUAAAAACCAUCACGAAAGAAUCCGUUGAUUACCUCAACGUUGAUAAAACAACCUUCGAUUUUCUCCCAGAAAAAAUUUCUUUUAAAUUCGCUAACUUAUUUGAUGGCGAUGUAACAAAAGGAGAAGACGCAAAUUUACACAUUGAAAAUCAUUGGCGUGAAUUUUACGAAGAAGUAAGGACAUCUUACAGCGCAGUUAUGGCAAAUUUAGUAAAAGGCAUUUUCGACUCUUUCUUGAAUAAGAUUCCGAAAACCGAACUAUUUUUGAACUAAAAACCAUCUUAAUAAUUUUGAUCAACAAUGUGUAUUUUGAAAUUUGAUAAAUAAAAGUGUGUAACUUUUA